AUGGCCUCUCCCUCGAUCGAUCUGGAGGUCUCUCCCAACCCUCGUACGCGAGAGGAGAAUCAAGAACGGGCUUUUAUUGCGGCGUCUAGACGCAAAGAUCGCAGUCUCGACGCUCGGGUGGAGUCGGCCAACCGGGCUUCUGCUCUGCACAAGCAGCGCACCGGCAAAGGUCUUCUCAUCACCCGAGAGAUCGUCGAGAAGGAAGCGAUGUACGAAGAAGUGGAUGACCGCUACCAAGAGAAAAUCAACCGCAUGCUUCAGGCACAGAACAUGCAGAUCCAAGACCAAUUCCAUCAUCACGUCCUCGCGGCGCUGGCCGCUCGUCCGUCACAGCAGGGCAUUCAGCAACGUCGAGCUGCCAACAUGACUCCCCGCGCCUCGAUGGGCGGCGGCAUCCGCAAGAUGAGUCUGGAUCUCUCUAGCAUGCGCUCGUCCAUCUCGGAGGGCAUGAACGGGAGCCCUGCCACCAGCCCCGUCGUGGUAAGCCACAGCCAAAGCAACAAUAAUAGCUACAUGAUGUCCCCCACAUACGACGGGAGUAACUCGCCGUCGUAUCCCGAGGUGGUCCCUGGCUCGACGGGCCAGAUCCCAUCCUACAUCGCCGCUGCUACGCCUCAACCGGGGCCCGCCGUAUGGCAGGCGCAAGCCUUCGGCCCGCCCUCAUUCCGGUCCCCCUGGGCAGGUUUCCAACCCUCCCCGAUGCCGUCUCUGACAGGGGACAUGGGGAUGCCCGUUCGGCAGCAGUUCAGGGAUCGUAUGGGCUCAGCGCCCGUCAUCCCCGUGCAUGGGUUGCCCUCGGCGUCCCUCCAGCCGGGGCCCAGACCUAUGUCCCAACAUACUCGUGUCCGAUCCGAACCCCAACGAUUCCCAUCCGGGACGACGUCGCCCCAGGUUGAGCUGGUGGGCACCGAACCUCUCCCGACCCCUGAUCUCUGUCCCACCCCCAGCACUCCUCACUCGCCCACCUCUACCAACCGGAACCCGGACAUGAUGGGGCUCGAGACCCUGGGCAAGGAGGACGAGGGAGGUAUCCCCUUUUCGCACGACGGAAUCGAUCCGGAUUAUGCCGAUUUCAGCCAGUUUGCAUUUACCUUGACCAACACUCCGCCCAUGACCGAGGGGGACUUCAAAUUCGAAGAUUUGGUUGCAUUCGAUGAUUUCCCCAUCACCGCAUGA
Messenger RNA from Aspergillus affinis, 1176 nucleotides. RefSeq lists its product as uncharacterized. Lineage: Eukaryota; Fungi; Ascomycota; Eurotiomycetes; Eurotiales; Aspergillaceae. The transcript is spliced from 2 exons. Bases 1 to 1176 code for a protein of 391 amino acids. The record is from RefSeq and is a predicted model, not a curated record.